AGACGCAGGAGCUGUGGCGCCUGCGAUGCUCAUAAUGUCGCCAAACGAGAUUCCGCGCUUCAAGAUCGACAACCCUGCGCAGCGUGAAGCAGCUCUGCGCAGAGCGCGCAGCAUGAAAAAACUGGUGUUGUGCUCCAUCCACGGCUGGAUCUUCAAAUCAUCGUCGAGGUCGGCUGGCUUUGCUCGUGCGGAGUCAUACAUCAGCGUCGACAUUGCUACAGACGUCGCACGAGCAAUUUGGCAGGGACACGAACGGUCGAAUGUGGUUUCCACUGCACUCGUCUACCACACGCUGGCGAUGAAGAUGGACGUGCCUCUGUGGUUCGCGGGGGUGAAGAUUGUGGAUUGGCCUGAAGACGAUGACAUGUCGGGGCGGCAGGAGGCGACAGUUCUUCGCGUCGCAGAUUGCUGGACAGAUGCACUGUGGUGUGGACAAUGGGCGGACGACGGCCGCGUGAAACAGGAGAGGUUGCCUCGGCUUGCGGAUUGUCUUCGAGCGUUGUUGAGCGCGUGCAUGUGGAUCAUGCGCAUGCGUGGUUACGACGACCGUUCGCACUACGAGGCGUGCUUGUACACGUUCAUGGUCGCCAAACCCACAAUGAUAGCGGCGGGUUCGUACAUCUUCAACUGGCGGCGACACAUCGUCGACAGCUCCAACCUCGUGUUAGAUCGUAUAGGGAAGGCUCACCUUACGCUGGGAGAUUACCCGCACUGUAUUCCGGAAUGGUGUGAUUGCGGGUUGGUGUUCGGCCACAACGCGGCCCUGAAGAAUGCAUCGGAAGCCACGAAACACAGCUGGAUCAGCAGUGGGCCCGUGGCGGAGGAAGACGAAGAUAAGGGCAGUUGACACGUCGGUUCGUCCAUAACGCAGCGGUGGGGUGUGGAUCAUCGACUGAUUGGCGCGUGGGAUCAUGAAACGAUGAACGCAGCGCCUUUAAC
Chara braunii is the source of this 939-nucleotide messenger RNA. NCBI's taxonomy places the organism in Eukaryota, Viridiplantae, Streptophyta, Charophyceae, Charales, Characeae. The record is from the annotation of a GenBank genome assembly.